UUGCCCUGCGUAAUGCGCAUGCGCAACAUUAGCCAGUCUCUGAUCGACAUUGCAACUUCCGCGAUUUGUUUUACAUCGCUAAAAAUAAUGUCGGAUUCCUUGGAAUUUGUGCCAUUUCUAUGCUAGUUAUGAGGAUUAUAAAUAUAAAAUGUGAUUAAUAUUUUAGUUUGAAAUUCCAUCGGGUCUUCAAAUCAGCCAUGGUGUUCUUUAAUGGUUCAAUGAAGCUUAAAAUCUGCGAGGCAGUCGAUCUGAGACCGACCGAUUACUCGGCACGGUUUUCCAUGGGUGCUUCGAAGAAGGAAGAGGAAAAACCCGCACUAGACCCUUAUAUUGCAUUUGACGUAGAUGAGCUGCAUGUAGCGAGAACUACAACUAAAAUAAAAACAUCGAAACCAGUUUGGAACGAAGAUUUUACGGCCGAAGUUCAUAACGGACAGGUGUUCGGAUUGACUGUUUUUCACGAUGCUGCCAUUCCACCAGACGAUUUUGUCGCUAAUUGUUCACUAGCAUUCCAGGAUCUGAAGUCGCAGUCGGAUAUAUGGAUUGACCUAGAACCUAGGGGGAAAUUACAUGUUAUUAUUGAACUUCAUGGCUCAGCUUCAGAAGAGCCCCCAAAGGAGCCGCGGGUGUUCAAGGAAAAGGAAGGGCUCCUCAACCGGCGACGUGGCGCCAUGCGGCGGCGGGUGCAUCAGGUCAAUGGUCACAAGUUCAUGGCCACCAUGCUGCGGCAACCCACAUUUUGCUCAUUAUGCCGUGAUUUUAUUUGGGGCCUCGGUAAGCAAGGCUAUCAGUGUCAAGUAUGUACAUGUGUUGUUCACAAGCGCUGCCAUCAGCAUGUGGUCACCAAAUGUCCAGGCAUUACGGACAAGGCUUCUGGGGAACUAGAAGAGGCGGCGGGCACUAGGUUCAAUAUAAAUGUUCCACAUCGAUUUUCCAUUCACAACUGCAAGAGACCGACGUUCUGUGACCACUGCGGCUCGUUGUUGUAUGGUCUCUUCAGACAGGGACUGCAGUGUGAGGUGUGCAAGCUGAAUGUGCACAAGCGUUGCCAGAAAAACGUUGCCAACAACUGCGGCAUCAACACCCGUGACCUGGCGCAGAUCCUGCAGGAGCUAGGCAUCACCUCAGAGAAACUGUCGCAGAAGGGCAGAAAAAAGCCAUCAAUAAGUGAGAAUGAUGCUACGCAGAAACCGGGGCUUGAAAAUAAUAGAUUUGUUGCAAUGUUGCCAGAGCCAGACGACCGUGUGUCCAACAACAGCCUGUCAGUGAGCUCAGGUGAUGAACGCGACCCCCGCGCGCGCAGUCCCUCACAGGAGCGCUGCCGCAGAAAAGACAAAUACACCAUUAAUGAAUUCAAUUUUAUAAAGGUUUUAGGCAAAGGAAGUUUUGGAAAGGUGAUGCUAGCAGAGCGGAAGGGCUCAGAAGAAGUUUAUGCAGUCAAAAUUUUAAAGAAAGACGUCAUUAUACAAGACGAUGAUGUGGAUUGUACGAUGACGGAGAAACGGAUUCUCGCGCUCUCAGCCAAGCACCCGUUUCUCACUGCCUUGCAUUCCUGUUAUCAGACAAAAGAUCGCUUAUUUUUUGUGAUGGAGUAUGUGAACGGUGGAGAUCUAAUGUUCCAAAUUCAACGAGCACGAAAGUUUGACGAGCCGCGUGCACGUUUCUACGCUGCUGAAGUGACUCUAGCACUAAUGUUCCUACACAAACAUGGUAUUAUCUAUAGAGAUCUGAAGUUGGACAACAUUCUGCUUGACAGCGAGGGCCACUGUAAGAUCGCAGACUUUGGGAUGUGCAAGGAGGGAAUGUACGAGGGAAAGCUCACCCAGACUUUCUGUGGCACACCUGACUACAUCGCGCCGGAGAUCCUGCAGGAGCUGGAGUACGAUGCCUCAGUGGACUGGUGGGCCCUGGGUGUGCUCAUGUAUGAGAUGAUGGCGGGGCAGCCACCCUUUGAGGCUGAGAAUGAGGACGACCUGUUUGAGUCCAUCCUUCAUGACGACGUGCUCUACCCUGUCUGGCUCAGCAAGGAGGCAGUGUCGGCCCUUAAAGGGUUUAUGACCAAAAACCCUGCUAAGCGGCUUGGGUGUUUCAAGAAUCAUGGAGCGGAAAAGGCCAUUUUAGUCCACCCAUUCUUUCAUGAAAAAAUUAACUGGGAGCUUCUAGAACAAAAAGCAGUUAAACCACCAUUUAAACCUAAAAUUAAAUCAAAGACAGAUGCCAACAACUUUGACAAAGACUUCACGACGGAGGAGCCAGUUUUGACACCGAUCGACCCUGCAGUGGUCAAGGCAAUCAACCAAGAAGAAUUCCGUGGCUUCUCAUUCAUCAAUCCGGAUUACGGGAAGCUUGACCAGGCUGGUGGGGCGGUGGGGGUCGCGUAUCAAUAACGAACAAAUUACUGCAAAGAAACAAAAGAAUUAUAUUCAAUAUUCAAGACGGCUUCAAGUUGUUUUUGUUUGAAAUUUUCUUUUUCACUCUCAGAUUCUAUAUCUAUGUGUAUAUUGUGCAGUGUGUUUUUCGUACAUGGUUCUUUUCACCAUGCAAGAAGCCUGUCUUCUGUGAUCCCAGGCUUGGACACAUCGUCACCCGUGGUAUUCCAGCAGAUGAAGGAACUCUGAUGUUCAUGUUAGUUACAGUCUUUCAAACAAUUUUAUACAUUGUGAACACAUUGAUAUUCUGUUACUUUUGUUUGUUGAACACACACGAAAUCAUGCCUUUAGAGCCAGAAGGGCUUAUGCGUAUUUUAGUGCAUAUGCUCCUGGCUUUUAUGGGCAGAUAAAGAGUUAGAUACAAAAGACAAAGCAGAACUUUAUCAUUAGGAAGUAUCACGAAAUCAGGGUGUUUGUAGAUUAAGCUUUCUGUGAAACAAAGCAUGGUUAGAUAUUAAUGUGUUCACAAUGGUAAUAUGCCUGUUGUGACAGAGUUCUAGAGAAACUAUCAUUUGUCGUCUGUAUGUGUCCAUUUAAGAGGAUCUCUGUAGGCUGUGUGGCCCAUCAUACCUGGUGAUUGGUUGCCUGAAGACCAGGGCCACCUGGUGAUUUGUUGCCUGGAGACCAGGGCCACCUGGUGAUUGGUUGCCUGGAGACCAGGGCCACCUGGUGAUUGGUUGCCUGGAGACCAGAGCCCUUAGGUGCAAAGCUCUUACAUGCGGAAGUGUGUAGAGGUAUUGAUAUAAGUAGCCCUCUAGGAAAACCAGGCUUUAUACAUGUACAUUUAAAGUCGUCCCAGAUUAUCUUGUGCUGUAGGCACAGGAUUAUCAGGAGUGACACUUUCCACAGUAAUGGAGCUUUUUGUUUAACAGAAGAUUGUUUUAAAUUAAAAUCCAAUGUAGAGGGAAAGUGUCAUCCCUGACAAGCCUGUGCUAACUGCACAGGUCAAUUAAGGACAAUACUUUAUGCACUUGCAUUAAGCUGGACUUUUCAAAAAGCACGGCUCAUAUGUUUUUUUUACAUAACUUAUUACUUAUUUGUUCCAAGAUGUAGGCAAACUAAAGUAUUAAAUUAAAAAAUUGUAUUGUCUGUUUUCAUUCUUAUACAUGAUAAAAAGUAAGUUUUUGCUUAUUAAUCUAAAGUUGAUAGCAUAAUACACAUUAUUGAUUAAAACUGGCCAUAAUAUGAUCUAACCGUGGUAGCCUCAUAAUUUUUUUUUAAUGGUUUAUGUUUUAUAUGACUGCUUUUGUCUAAAUGAUUCACAUUGUCUUACAACAAGUGCAUGAGGAAAUUGUAUUGUUUGUGAUAAGAACUAUCAGUGCAAUUUUAUUUGGUCUUCUGAAAUUUAAUUGAUAAAAGCAUCUUGCAUACAUGAGGAUUGUUUUACAUUCUCCUUAUUUUGGGCAUUUUAUUACAAGUUCUGUGAAAUUCCUCCCUCCCUCAGUUGUAUGAUUUUGGUCCCCUAUGGGUUGAACAGAUGGAACUAUAGGUACUAAGAUUUAAACCCCGGCCCAUUGGUGGGUCUGUCUGUCAGGAUUCUAAGAUAACUCAAAGAGUAUGUAAAUUGUUGAUCUGAUUUAAUCCUUUUGCUUCGUAAGCAUCAUCUAUUUUCCUGUGAAUCUCAAGGUCUUGCAAAAUAUGAAUUGUUUAUUUAUAUAUCUCAUUUUUUGUACUUUUAUCUAUUGAAAGUAAAAAAAAAUAUGUUUCUGUUGCUUAUAUACCAUGUUUAUGUAUAGCCUGGAAAGUUAAUGCAUAAUGUCAAAAAUAAAAAAGAUGUUAUCUUAAAAAGCAACAGUUUUUUUCAAUGAUUUCUUCCUAAUUGUAAAUCAAAUUUAUAUUAUACUGUUUUGACUGCACAAUGCACAACAUUAUCCCUGUUGUUAUUAUGUAAACAAAACUUAUUUGGAUAUUAUCUUAUACUGAGAAAAGUUCUGUGAAAGUGACAAAUCUGCCUGCAGAUAGUGUUGGCAUUCACUUUUAUGUUCCGCAGUUGUGUUGUGCACAUGUUGCUAGCAAAUUGUUCCUUGAAAGCCAGAAGGGCUUAUCAGUGUUAUUUGCACUAUGGCUUUCAUGGGACACUUUAUGUUUGGUUUUAACAAACACGUCAUUUUAUGUUCAUACUGGGUUGCAUCUGUGUACUUUUGAUUGGAAAUUGUUCACACUCUGUCUCAAACCCACUUUGUUGAAAACAACUUAAUGGCAGCUUUUUAACAGUUUUAUUUUCUUUUGUGUUACCAGUUAAAUAUUAAGUCAUCUGAAGUCUUUAUUCAUUUACUUGAAAAAAAAAGCAUUAUCAUUAUUUCUCUUCUUUAUAAUUAGAUUGAUGUUUUGUUCAUGGUUACUCAGUAUUUGGUAAAUUGUUAUUCAGUAUUUGGUUAAUAUGGCAAAUAAAAGAUGUAACUAAGCAAAACAUUUAUUUUUAAUUUGUCUCAAAUAAUGUAAAGGUUUUAGUUGAGAAUUAUUCAAUACAUAAAAUGUUUAAAAACAUGCUAGAAAGACUAGCAUCUGUUGAUUAAAAAUAUGUAAAUAAAAAAUACUUUUACAUGUUGAAAGUGCAUACCAAUAACUAGUCAAUAAUAAUUCCAUAAAAGGCAAUUUUUAUGUCACAGAAAUAGGUUUUGAGAAUAAUGUAAAUGUGAAAGAUAUAUUUAGCAAAAAUUGUUUGAACUUUGUAUUGUAUUUUACAGACUAGAAAAUGCAGAUUUGUUUUUGUGAAAUGCAUUUAUGGAAUGUGUGUGCAUGUUCAUACAGAUUGUUCUGUCAAAUAUAUUGGUUUAAGUUUAUGUAUUUUGAUAAUCAAUCUCUGAAGUAGAAUGUUAAUUUGCUUUUAUAUUUACUUGUUUGUUUGUAAGAUUUUUUGACAUAAUGAUAACCUAUGUUUAAUGAUUAAUGGUGUGUUUUUUAGAGAAAUUUAUUCUUGUUGAAUGCAUGGAGAUAUUAUGUUACUGUUAUUGUACAAGUUUUGUAUUGUUAAACUUUUAUUUUAUCUUUUGUUAAGCAGCUAAAUAGUAACUCUAUUUCCAAGUUAAAAUAAUAUUUAUUUAAUGUAUGAUGUAUUACUAUACAACAUUUAUUUGUACUUUUAACAUGUGUGUAUGGUAUUCUGAUGUCUACGAGUACUUCUAGUCCACAAUGACAGACUAGUGAUCUGUCAUAGGUGUGCGAGUCCAGUCCAGUCAGUGUGUAUUGUGUGUGAACAUGCAGUCUCAUAUCUCAGUACAGUGAAUGUUUAUUAGGCUUCAGUCUGACGUAGUGCGUACAAGAUGAAAUUUUUCCAUUAGUUUUGUUUGCAGAAAAGUAUGGAAAGCAAAUAAUAAUUUUAGGCCCGCUCGGGGAAAACUAGGCUUAAUGCAUGUGCAUAAAGUUUCUUCCCAGAUUAGCCUGUGCAGACUGCACGGGCUAAUUAGGUCCGACGCUUUCCACUUAGACAGAAUUUUCAUUUACAAGUGACUUCAUUAAAACAGAAAAAUCCAUAAAAAAAGCUGGAAGUGUGGUCCCUGAUUAGCCUCUGUCUGGGAUGACACUUUACAUACAUUCAUCAAGCUGAGUAGUAUCAGUAUGAAGCUUAUUGACUAUUGACAUUCAGGCCAUUUUUCUACAAGACAAUGAAUCCAUUUCGUAGUUGACGCUCUAGAAAGUUAUGCCAAACUCUAACCAGAGAUUGAUGUGUUCAGUUUGAAACAUUUUUAGCUGUGUGUAUGAAUGAAGUGAGACAUAUUUGCAAUAUCUCACUUUAGGUGUAUUUAAUGUUUAGGCCCUAUUAACUCUUAAGAAUUUGACACCUCAAGUGAUUUUUAUACGCCCGUUUUUAAAAAGGGACGUAUUAUAGUUUCACCCUUGGCGGGGGCGUCCACAGCAGUGUCCGCUCUCUAAUUCAAAUAGUUUUCAUCCAAUCUUCACCAAACUUAAUCAGAAGUUGUAUCUAGACAAUAUCUAGGUCAAGUUCGAAUAUGGGUCAUGCCGGGUCAAAAACUAGGUCAUGGGGUCACUUAGUGCAUUUCAAGGAUUUAGCAUUAUGUCCGCUCUCUUAUUGAAGUAGUUUUCAUCCGAUCUUCACCAAAGUUGGUCAGAAGUUAUGUCUAAAUGAUAUCUAGGUUGAGUUCAAAUUUGGGUCUAGCCAUAUCAAAAACUAGGUCACAAGGUCACUUAGUGCAUUUCAGGCAUUGAGCAUGGUGUCAGCUUUCUCAUUGAAGUAGUUUUCAUCCGAUCUUCACCAAAUUUGGUCAGAUAUUGUAUGAAGACAAUAGCUAGGUCAAGUUCGAAUAUGGGUGAUGCUGGGUCAAAAAUCUGGUCACGGGGUCACUAAGUGCAUUUCAAGGAUUUAGCAUGGUGUCUGCUCUCUAAUUGAAGUAGUUUUCAUCCGAUCUUCACCAAAUAUGGUAUGUAGUUGUGUCUAAAGGACAUCUUGGUUAAGUUCAAAUAUGGGUCAUUCCGGGUCAAAAUUUAGGCCACUAGGUCACUUAGUGCAUUUCAAGCAUUUAGCAUGGUGUCCAAAACCUUCAAACGGGCGUAUCUUGUGACAGUUUGGCACUCUAGUUUUAACAUGGUUGUCUUUGUAUUUGCACACUGUUUUAAUAAGCAGUAAUGUAAUUUUAUGUAACCUUUCUAAACUUCAUUUUUAACUAAUGAUAAAUAUCCACACUUAAACUUUUUCUGUACAUUAAUUUCUUGCUGGUAUUAAGUUCUUUAGGUUCGGAGGGUAUGAUUAGAGUGGUUUAAACAUGACAAUAUCUAACAUUAAUAACAAUAUGCAACAAUGUGGGCUGUAGAACAUUUUGAAAAGGAAGGUUUAAACUUCUACAGAUAACUGAUUCAUGAUAAGUUGUCCAUAAUUUAUUUUUAGUUGUUAAGACUUGUGACCUAGCUCACAUGUGAACUUGCUUUUUGGAUUGCAUGUUAUGUCUUUCUUGGUGCAUCAUAAGCUAUUUGUGGAGCAUUGUCUGAAACUUUUUAUUCAAACAACGUCUUUAACACUUGUAUUUAAAUGAAACAUUACAGAUUUGAUCCUUGGGUUACACUCUAUCAAAUUAGUUCUUAUCGUUUUGGUCCUAAGCAUAUUGAGAUCGCCAGAGGUAAAAAUAGUAUUAAUAGUUCAAACAUUAACAAUCUUCUCUAAAACCACAAGUAUUUUAUAUUUGGUGUGAAAUCUGGCCACACCCAAAGGUUUGAAUAAAUAAAAAAAUCAAAUUCUCUGAAAUGCAAGGUUCAGUGGUAGUAUUUGGUGUAUUACAUUGUGUAGUGGUCCUCUCAUAAGUUUGUACAAAUCACUUCCCUUUGCUUCGGGUAAAAAAUGGCAAUGAUGCAAGCGUUACAUGAUUAAUAAAGACUUAUAUACAAAUGUAUUGAAUAAUCUUUUCUGAAAGUCCAAGAGCUUUGAUAUGUUUUUAUUUUUCAUCAGAUGAUCAUGACCCUGGGGUCAAAACAUGACAUGCUCCAGGAGGAAUAUGAUAAAUAUAGACUUUAAAUAUAGACUCACAAUGACUUAAAAAAUCUUCUGUAACUGCAGGGUUCUUUUUAUUUAUUUGCAGUGUAACACUGUUCAUUGGUCUUCUUAAUUUGUUCAAAUCAUGAUCCAAAAGUCAAAACUGGCUAUGCCCCAGGUCACAUGAUAAAUCUUCACAUAUUUACUAAAUAACCAAAAUUCUUUGCCCUUUUGAUAAAAGUUGAGGAUAAAAUAUGGAUGACUGAUAUGUGAGUGAUUAUAUGAGAAAAUAUGCAUAAAAUGAGAUUAAUUGCAUUUAAAUAAGAAACAUUUUGAGACAGAUUCUAUUAAUUGUUCAACAGUAUGGUAUUCACUUCACUUGUUAAAACAAGUCAUCCACUUCGGAUAAAACUGUGCUGUAAACCACGCCAACAUAAUGUCAUGAUGCAGCUCAUCAAAAUAUUGAACAUUUGUAUAAUCUGGUAUGUUGUUGUUGUUUUUUAACUAUAAAUUAUAUGUGUGAGUGUAUAUUUAUGUCAGAUUUUUGUUACAGACAGAUUGUUUUGAUUCUAUAUCUAGUUACCUACUAUACAAUCAGUACCGCUGUGAGUGUCAAACUCGGAGGUCGUCAGUUGUCUCAAGUUGUGUCAACAUCGUUUUUAUGUAGGAAUAUCAUUUCGUUUGAAUGUCAACGGAAAGGUACUUGAUACAGUCUUAUUGUAUGUGCAAUAAAAUAAAUACCAGUUUCA
This is a messenger RNA of Dreissena polymorpha, 8600 nucleotides long. RefSeq names its product calcium-independent protein kinase C-like. The transcript is spliced from 15 exons. Bases 198 to 2387 code for a protein of 729 amino acids. The record is from RefSeq and is a predicted model, not a curated record. Gene Ontology annotation, biological process: protein phosphorylation. Lineage: Eukaryota; Metazoa; Mollusca; Bivalvia; Myida; Dreissenidae. Gene Ontology annotation, molecular function: diacylglycerol-dependent serine/threonine kinase activity; ATP binding.